AGUUUGUCAAAUCCUCUAAUGGUCGACGGACUGUGAUAUGGUUUUUGUAGAUAGAAUAUCCUAAUUCUUCGUUUUUAUACUUGAGAUAAACGUUGAAACUCGGAUAAGUACGAUAAUUUCAUAAACUCGUACCCAAAAUACUGCCAGACAAUAUGAAGAGUCGUUUAUAUUAAAGAAAAAAUUUCACGUAGCUAUUGGAAGACUUGGAAGCUGAGUUUUGUCUUUUUAAAUAACUUUUUGAUGAUAAUUCUGUGGGUUUUGUGGGUGGAGCGGUGAAUAUUGAAGAUGACUACCUCUUCCGAGGACGUCUUGCUCAGCGUUAGCUACGUGAGGUUCAAGAAGGGUGAUGGCACUUUGUAUGUUAUGAACCAAAGGUUAGCCUGGAUGUUGGAAAACAGAGAUACAGUUGCUGUAUCACAUAAAUAUGCUGAUAUCAAAACACAAAAAAUAUCUCCAGCAGGUAAAGCAAAAGUUCAAUUACAAGUGGUAUUACAUGAUGGGACAUGUUCUACUUUCCACUUCGUCAACCCUGCUGGUGCAGAAGCCCAAGCUAAGGACAGGGACCAGGUUAAGAUGUUGUUGCAAAACUUACUGCCAAAGUUUAAGAGACAGAUUGAUGAAGAGCUGGAGAUGAAGUCAAAACUAUUAUCUUUACAUCCUACAUUGAAGCAUUUAUAUGAAGACUUGGUGAUAUCGAAGGUGAUAAAUAGUGAAGAAUACUGGAACACACCUACAUUAAAAACAUAUACGGAAUCUAAUAAUAUAAAGCAGGAGGCCGGUGUGUCCGGAGCUUUUUUAGCGGAUAUCCAGCCACAAACCGACGGCUGUAACGGUUUAAAAUACAACCUUACGCAAGAUAUAAUAGACGCUAUAUUUAAAACUUAUCCAGCCGUCAGAAAGAAACAUGUUGAUUAUGUUCCCAACAAAAUGACUGAAGCGGAGUUUUGGACAAAGUUUUUUCAGUCUCAUUAUUUUCACAGAGACCGCAUUGCCUCAUCGUCUAGUAAAGAUUUGUUUGGAGAAUGUGCCAAAUUAGAUGACCAAGCCAUUGCCUCAGCUAUGAAACACACUACACUAGAUCUCACAGUCGACCUCCCACAGUUCACAGAAAACAUCCCCUUACUACCGACAGAAGAUGAAAUAGCGCCAGAGAAGGAGAAAGGAGAUAACGCAUCCAUACACAGAAACAUGAUCAAGCGGUUCAACCAACACUCCAUUAUGGUGCUCAAAGCUAGUCAUAAAACAAAUUCUAGUAAUAAUAAUAAUAACACUAGUAGUAAAACGACAAAUAACAACAAAGUUGUUGAGAACGGUGUCAAAGAAUCGAAUGGCGUAGCAGAGAAGCGGACGGCAGAAGACAGUAGUACAGAAGCACCGGACAAGAAGAAGAGAAUAUUAGAGAAGAUACAUUAUGAAGACCUAGAAGAUAAACCUGGAACCGAGGAUGCACAGGAAUUGAAAUUGUCUAAGGUAGAAAGAUAUCUCCUCGGCCCGUCGAGUCAGUCGCAACAAGCACACAUACACACACACAACCCUCCUCCUUUAUCGGCACUCACCUCAAUUUGUCAGGCAUGGUCAAGUGGACAGCAAUGUCAAAGGCCUGUACGUGUAAGCGCGAGUGCGUGUGUCGGCGCGCUAGGAGAACUCAGCCCCGGCGGAGCGCUCAUGAGGCAUCAUCAAGCUGCUUCUAUGGCACAAUUAAUACCUCCCGACGUGAAAUCAGAACUGCACCGUAUCUACCUAUCCGGUGGCGAGUUACUUAGGGAGUUAUGGCGUUGUUUCCCCCAACCUGGCGCCAACACAGAUGCGGAGGACGCCACGGCUAAAGCAGAGAAGUUUUACGAAGCACUGCUCAGAUUUAGGAAUGUUAAAUUGAGGCCUUUUGAGGAGAAAAUGCUCCGUGAAUUAACGCCGCUAGCAGCAACGUUGACGCGGCAUAUGAAUCAAAUGAUAGACACAGCUUGCGCAAAGUAUGCGGUCUGGCAACAACGCCAAGCCAAACUGCGGUAGUAGUAGUAAGUUAUACUCGUGUACCGUCAGCAGAAUCAGUUCAAAAUUUUACUAAAAAUAAAUAAAUAAAAAAAUUGUUAUCGAUUUUUUUUAACUGCCAUGUCAAAUAAUUUGGAAUCUUGGAAUGAGGAAUUAAAUUUUAUUUUUUAAUUUUGGUCGUUUUUUUUUUCUAAUUUUCUUUGUGUUUGUUUUAUUUUGUUUAGGAAACUAAGUUUCUCUAGUUUACAAGGAUCAUAGUGUUCACAUGUAGUCAUAUUUUUCCUAAUGACUAGUUUGAUGUUGCCUUAUAGAUUUAGAAAUACCUACUGUCUUCUUUUUAUUUUCAUUGGUAUAAAUAAUAAGAUAUUUAUAAAAUAACAAAUAAAUAUUAGGAAUUAGUGUUUACAUUAAACUCACUUACACGUUGAUAUAAAAGUCACAGUAAAAUAAAAUAAAGUGACUCCUUAGUUUCAUUUAUCAGAAUGAGUCAAUUUAAUUGUCAAAAUAUUACUUUAAAGUUCAAAUUCAGCCAAUAUCGUAGUGUUAGCGGUACUACACUCGCUUUCAAAACAUACUCAUUGCAUUUUAAGAAUAAAAGUACUAAAGACUCGAAUACACGCUUUAUUACAAAUAAACAAAGCAAUAGUUAGAAAAUAAAUAAUAUUUACGCUUCUCAACAGUUUCUGUGAUAAAUAAUAAGAAAAAAUAAUAAUAUAAAUGCAUUAAAUAACAUUUUUCUGCUGACGGUAUAUUUUUUUAUAUAAAAAUAAAUAAAUACGCGACCAAAUUGUGAAAAUUUCGUUUUAGGAACGUUUAGUGAUGUGACGAGAGACCGAAUGCAUAAUAUCCUUUUUUUACUACCCGACUUAAAAGAAGGGUUACGUUCCUCUUCAUUACACUUUUACAAAUAAAAUUCUUAAAAAAUAAACCAGACAAUAUUAUGUAAAGCGAAUGUGAUAGACUACCUGGUGUAGUUCAGAUGAAUUUAAAUAAGCUUUUAUUGUGAUUAUUAUCGUCUUAGAGCUUACCCAUUGGAAUCUUAUCAAUAUUUUUAAUUGGAGUAUAAUUAAGACUUUAAUUGCGCACUAAAACUGCUGUAGGCUAAUCCUCCGCUAUCAGAUACCAAAACCCAACAUGGGGUUCGAUGUUUUAAAGAAAUAUCUUAAUUUCUCAAUUGUUUUUACUUUCACCCUUCCUUGCGAUUAGAAUAGUUGUAAGUAUUAGUAAAUUGCGCACAAAAUUCAAUUUGAUAUGUUGCCCUAAGAAUCUCUUGAUGAAAGUCCGAAGACUAAGAAAAAUCAAUACGACGUGUCCUUAAAAAGAUGCUUUUAUAAAUCCCGGCUACAGUUUGUAUGCGCAAACACUUUGCGCAAACUUUUAGUGUGUUGCGCUAACUUGCGCAAAAUAAUUUCUCAAGUUAACAAUCAUAUCUUAACAUAUGAAUGCUUGUAAAUCAAAACUGCCCCUGUAAAUAGUUAAUCCGUGUAUAAGACUGAAUUUUUACAAUCACUGUCAUGUUAAAUAUUUUAUUUUAUACUUUCUCGUCACAUCUUAACCGUAUUUGGCAAACAAAUUAUGUACAUAUGCCUGUCUUAUGUAUAAAUAAUAAUCUGUGAAUACCUAAAUCAUUUAGAUAUGUAAAUUGGGACUCUACUGACGUUCAGACUUCUGGUGA
Messenger RNA from Spodoptera exigua (beet armyworm), 3664 nucleotides. The record is from the annotation of a GenBank genome assembly. Lineage: Eukaryota; Metazoa; Arthropoda; Insecta; Lepidoptera; Noctuidae.